Messenger RNA from Debaryomyces hansenii CBS767, 2349 nucleotides. It is a transcript of the gene VTC3, whose product is annotated as vacuolar transporter chaperone. Gene Ontology annotation, cellular component: vacuolar transporter chaperone complex; fungal-type vacuole membrane. The record is from RefSeq and is a predicted model, not a curated record. The transcript has a single exon. Bases 1 to 2349 code for a protein of 782 amino acids. NCBI's taxonomy places the organism in Eukaryota, Fungi, Ascomycota, Pichiomycetes, Serinales, Debaryomycetaceae.
AUGUUGUUUGGGAACAAAUUGGAUAGUGAGGUCUACCCACCAUGGAAGCAGUAUUAUAUGAACUAUACGCAUCUCAAGAAACUUUUAAAGGAAGGAGUAAUCUUACAAAACAACUGGAGCGAUACUGAUGAACAAAACUUCGUUAGUGCGUUGGAUUCUGAUUUGGAGAAGGUCUACACAUUCCAGGCUAACAAGUAUGAAGAAUUGAGUGAAAUUUUGGAUAAAUUGCAAGCAGAAACCGAAAACCCAACCAAUGAGUUUGAGGUGGACAAGUUCAGCAAUAAAUUAGAAGAAGCUUUGUCAGGUGCGCAGGAAUUGGACCAUUUCCAGAGAUUGAAUUAUACUGGAUUCAUUAAAGUGGUCAAGAAGCAUGAUAGAAUACAUCCGGAGUUUUCGGUCAAGCCUUUAUUGAAUGUUCGUUUAAAGAACUUGCCAUUCCACAGUGAAGACUAUUCUCCAUUAUUGUACAAAGUUUCGGCAUUAUUCCAGUUUUUAAGAGAUAAUUACGAUGUCAACGAGUCAUUGACUAAAUUAUCGUCCUUUAAUGAUGAUAAUAAAGAAGAAUUCCAAUCGUUCAAGUUUUGGGUACAUCCAGAUAACUUAAUGGAAGUAAAAACCACAAUUUUGCGUCACUUACCAGUUUUGGUUUAUGGUAAUAAGGUGGCUAGUGUUGACGAUUUAUUGUUGGAAGAUGAUGAUGAUGAGGAUGGAAAUAACGAUCCUAUAAUCAACUGUUUAUACUUCGAUAAUCCAAAUUUUGACUUGUAUAACAACAAGUUAGUGAAGAACAACGACUCGAGUUCUUUAAGGUUCAAAUGGAUAGGUAAGUUGUCUGACAAGCCAAGAAUAAGCAUUGAAAAGAAGGUUUUUGAUCCUUCUUCGCAAGAUUAUAAUGUUGGUGAAAAAUUAACCAUGAAGGAAAAGUAUCUUGACUCGUUAAUCUCUGGUAAUUUUUCUGCUGAUAAGUUGGUGAAUAAGAUGAUCAAGAAAGGAGAAAAAUCUGACGACAUUACCAAAUUUGCUGAUAACGUUUCUAAUUUAUCAUCGUUUAUCAAGGAAAAUAACUUACAACCAUGUCUCAGAACUGUUUACAAGAGAACUGCAUUCCAAAUCCCAGGUGAAGAUAAAAUUCGUAUUGUCAUUGAUUCCGAUUUAAUGUUUAUUAGAGAGGAUUCGUUCGACCAACAAAGACCAAUCAGAGAUCCUUCCAAAUGGCAUAGAACUGAUAUUGACUCGAACGUCAGUAACCCAUAUUCAUUAUUGCGUAAGGGUGAAUUUUCUAAAUUUCCAUAUUCAGUUAUGGAAAUUAAAGUUAAGAAUUCUAAGAACCGUAAGAGAUUAGUUUGGAUUGACGAUUUAGUUAGUUCUCAUUUGGUUAAAGAAAUUCCAAACUUUUCAAAAUUUAUUCAAGGUACUGCAUCAUUGUUCAUAGAAGACGACAAACUUGCCAAUAUUCCAUUGUGGUACAACGAGUUGGAGAACGAUAUCAAGGUUGAUCCUGAACAAGCGUACAUUGAUGCUAGAAGGAAAUCUCUAAAACAACAAAACGAUGAAGAAAACAUGUCUAAAUUCAAGACAAUGUUAUCUAAUUCUAGUGGCCCAUAUUCCCCAAGGUCAAAGUCUUUUUCGGGAUCAAUCAUCAACACUAAUAUUGAGCCAUUGUCGCCAUCUAAACAAUCUAAAUCAAAGUUAGAACCUCCGGCGGAAGAGCAACCAAACGAUGAAGAUCUUGGACACUCGUCUGAUGACUUUGAAGAAGAGCCAUCCAAAUUAAUCGCAAAUUUCAAAUUGCCCAAUUCCCUUAACAUUGCUAAGUUAAUCGAUGUUGACUCUGAAGACGAAGAAAUUGAAAUGCCGGCUGGUGUCAUUAAACCCGAAUCAUAUAUUAAAAAUGCUGGUCCAUUAAAGAUUGAACCAAAAGUUUGGUUAGCUAAUGAACGUACGUUCAAUAGAUGGUUACAUAUGACUACAUUGUUGUCCUCCUUAACUUUUAUUAUCUAUUCGUCUGCAAACAAAUCUAAUUCGUUCCAAUUAUCUGAAUUUUUAGCAUACAUCUAUUUCGCAUUAACAUUGUUUUCAGGUGCUUGGGGUUACUACAUUUUCAUGCGUAGACGUGAUAUUAUUGUUGAAAGGUCUGGCAAGCACUUGGAUAACGUAAUUGGUCCAUUGAUUGUUGGUGUAGGGUUGACUGCUGGUUUAAUAGUUAAUUUUGUUCUUGGUUUCAAAAGAGUUGCAUCUCAGGGGGAAUUUAACGAUUUCCAGCUCGCUGGUGUGAAUGAAACAUUUUAUCAAAAUAACCCUAUCCAAAAGGCUAUCCAUGAACUUGUUUUUAAGUUGGUUGGUGCCUAG